AUGCUCAGAGAAGUGCUGAAGGCCCUGCAAGCCGGCCGCGGCAACUUCUCCCCCCGCCGGGAGUCCUUCCCCGACACGCAGGUAGGCCAUUCAAUUUUCGAGAUCAUCACCGAAGAUGAUACACUCAAGGGACUGACCGAUGCUGCUGUGCAGUGCAUCGCACAGCAAAUUGAGAACUGCGGCUAUGACAAUGACAUGAUCAGAUGGGAGCAGUUUGUCGAGGGAAUGGUUUGGAUUGAUUAUAGCUAUCAUCGGUUGAGCUACACAGUCAAAUCUAAGGUCAAGUGA
Molecule: messenger RNA, 288 nt
Organism: Aspergillus fischeri NRRL 181
Lineage: Eukaryota; Fungi; Ascomycota; Eurotiomycetes; Eurotiales; Aspergillaceae
Exons: 2
Coding region: 1-288 (95 amino acids)
Source: RefSeq, a predicted model, not a curated record